GGAAUAAGGAUUCUGGCACAAAUUCAUGAAUUCAAGCAUGUUUGGGUUACGAUCAGUAGCAGUAUACGCGUAAUAUGAAAUUACAUAUUAAAAUUUCCUCGUUCUUAUUUAAUCAGUUGAUAAAGUUUCAUGGUAUGGUAUAAACAUCGCGCUUCGCGAAUCGUUUCAGUAGAUGUUUGAUGCUCAGUUGAAAAAAAUUGUUUAGGUAUUUUAGACCGGAUUUAUUUUAUUACAUAUUUCUAAUUGCUUAGCCGUGGGAUUUUUUGCUAUUCUUGAAUAGUACUACGUAGCAGUGAGAUUACCUAUUUUUAAAAAUGGAAGAGUUACCAGAUCUGCCACUGUUAUGGAAUAGACCAAAAUCAGUUGCUUAUCCAAACACAUGGCAUAAAUUUCAAUCUAAGUCCAAAGAUGGUAAAUCGUUCGCUAUAAAAAUUGUCGAUCUAACUCCAGAACGUUUCGAAGAAAGUAUUGAAUUAAUGAUGAAGUAUUACUUCCCAGAAGAACCGCUCAGCGUUUCAUCGAAGCUUUUAGAAGAUGAAUUGAGUAUGCAAAUUUACCAAUACGUAAUAAGUAAAAUGUUGGAAAACAGUGUCAGCAUACUGGCAGUACUUGAUGAAGAUGUUCCGAAACCUGAAAUUGUUGGAUUGCAGAUAUUGUCUAUCGCUUCAAAAGGAGACCCUUCAUUACCAGAAGUACCGGGUGAAGCUAUACAGAAAAUGUCCAAAAUCUACGAAGAUAUUAGAAUAAACACAGAUCCAUUCGAAAUCCUCGGUACAGAUAAGUACGUUCAUGAUUGGGGAUUACUCGUAAUACCGCAAUAUAGAGGAUUGGACAUAGGAUAUAAUAUUCUACUCAGUUUAGAAAAGCUCGCGAAGGCUUUCGAUAUCAAAGGAUCUAUGAUUAUGUUUACUCGUAUUCAAUCUCAGAUUUUAGCCCAAAGAGCUGGAUUCAAGUUAUACAAUGAAAUUAUAUACGACGAAUAUAAAGAUGACCAAGGCCAAGUUAUAUUUCCUGUUCAAGGCACCAAAUCAUUGAAAUUUAUGGGAAUAAAAUACGAGUGAACAUUUUUCAACCAGCCAGAGAAAUUUAACGAUAAUUUAAAAACUAAGAUAUUCCUAAUUGCAUGAAUAAUUUGAAUAGCUAAUUUACACAUACCUACCUACUACGUUUGAGUAGGUAUCUUUAUCUACCUACAUUGUGAUGCAUGUGCAAUUGUGCAAGUCAUUAGACUGAUUGAAACCCAGACUAAAAAAAAAAAAAAUGUUUUACCAUAAAUGAAGUCGACAGACAUUUUUUAUACUUCAAUAAUAAAGCUACUCACCGUUA
Molecule: messenger RNA, 1326 nt
Organism: Planococcus citri (citrus mealybug)
Lineage: Eukaryota; Metazoa; Arthropoda; Insecta; Hemiptera; Pseudococcidae
Exons: 4
Coding region: 315-1061 (248 amino acids)
Molecular function (GO): N-acetyltransferase activity
Source: RefSeq, a predicted model, not a curated record